Molecule: messenger RNA, 645 nt
Organism: Capsicum annuum
Lineage: Eukaryota; Viridiplantae; Streptophyta; Magnoliopsida; Solanales; Solanaceae
Product: zinc finger MYM-type protein 1-like
Exons: 1
Coding region: 1-645 (214 amino acids)
Source: RefSeq, a predicted model, not a curated record
AUGUAUCGAUUUAAUUCGACAUGGUAUGAGGGUUCAUAUUCUAGGUGGAUGGAGUAUAGUGUAAAGGAAGAUGUUGUGUUUUGCUUGUGUUGCUAUUUAUUCAAAAAUGAUUAUGUAAAGGGUAAUGCGGGUGAUUUUUUCACAAAAACCGGCUUUAAGGCUUGGAAUCAUAAUUUGGAGCGAUUCCAAUUACAUGUUGGUGAAGUAAAUAGCGUCCAUAGAAGAUGUUUCAGUAAGAUGCUAGAUUUUGAAAAUCAAUCUCAAUCAAUUCAAGUUGCUUUAAACAAGCAAUCUGAAAAAAAAAUAAGAAGUGAGCACCGUACUCAUUUAGAGGCUUCAACUAACGUGGCAAGGUUCCUCUUGAAAUUCGAAUUGUCUUUUCGAGGUCACGAUGAAAGUGAAUACUCCAAAAAUAAAGGCCUUUUUCUAGGCCUUUUGGAAUGGCUGGGAAAAAUGCUUCCCGAUUUGAACAAUGUUAUUUUAAAACAUGCUCCAAAAAAUGCUAUGAUGACUUCUUCAAAAAUUCAAAAAGAUAUUGUGAGUGCUUGUGCACAAGAAACCGUGAAAGCUAUAAUUGAUGAUUUGGAUGGAGAUUUUUUUGAAAUGUUAGUUGAUGAAUCCAAAGACAUAUCACACCAUGAAUAA